GUCUCGCUGACGCUCCCGGAAGCCAUUGCUGGGGGCGGCGAAGGAGGAGGCGGUGUGUGUAAAACCCGGGCCUGGCCCUGCUGGCACCAGCGGCGGCCACCGCCCCCGGCCAAAAGGAGUCCCCCCCCCCGUCAGAGUGAAGACAGCCCAAGUCCCAAGAGACAGCGCCUUUCUCAUUCAGUCUUUGACUACGCAGCAGCCUCACCAGCCCCAUCACCACCAAUGCGACCAUGGGAGAUGACAUCAAAUAGGCAGCCUCCUCCAGCUCGAUCAAGCCAACAUCACUUCUCAGGGGAACGAUGCAACACACCGGCGCGCAACAGAAGAAGCCCUCCUGUUAGACGCCAGAGAACAAGAAGAGAUCGAUUGUCUCGACAUAAUUCCAUCAGUCAAGAUGAAAACUACCAUCUCCCCUAUGGACAGCAGCAAGCAAUAGAAGAACCGCGAGCCUUCCACCCGCCGAAUGUAUCACCCCGUAUGUUGCACCCAGCUGCUCAUCCACCACAGCAGAAUGCAGUGAUGGUUGACAUUCAUGAACAGAUCCACCAGGGGACAGUCCCGGUAUCGUACACCGUGACCACAGUGGCACCACAUGGUAUUCCACUUUGCACAGGCCAGCACAUACCAGCUUGCAACACGCAGCAAGUCCCAGGGUGUUCUGUGGUUUUCAGUGGACAGCAUCUCCCUGUGUGCAGCGUGCCUCCCCCAAUGCUUCAGGCAUGUUCUGUUCAACACCUACCAGUUCCAUAUGCGGCAUUCCCACCCCUUAUUUCUAGCGAUCCGUUCCUUUUGCAUCCUCCACACCUCUCCCCGCAUCAUGCUCCACACCUGCCACCUCCAGGCCAAUUUGUUCCCUUCCAAACACAACAGUCGCGGUCGCCUCUUCAAAGGAUAGAAAAUGAAGUGGAGUUGCUUGGAGACCAUCUACCUGUAGGGGGCUUCACCUAUCCACCUUCUGCCCAUCCACCAACAUUGCCUCCAUCGGCCCCUCUGCAGUUCUUAGCGCACGACCCUCUACACCAAGAGGUGUCCUUUGGAGUACCUUACCCACCGUUUAUGCCUCGAAGACUUACGGGACGCAACCGAUAUCGAUCCCAACAGCCCAUACCGCCGCCUCCUUACCAUCCCAGCCUGUUGCCAUAUGUGCUAUCAAUGCUUCCAGUGCCACCUGCAGUUGGACCUGCCUUCAGUUUCGAGUUGGAUGUAGAAGAUGGGGAGGUGGAAAACUACGAGGCACUGCUGAACUUGGCAGAAAGACUGGGAGAGGCCAAACCAAGAGGACUGACAAAAGCAGAUAUCGAGCAACUUCCGUCUUACAGGUUCAACCCAAACAACCACCAGUCAGAACAGACUCUGUGUGUAGUGUGCAUGUGUGAUUUUGAAUCCAGGCAGCUACUUAGAGUUUUGCCGUGCAACCACGAAUUCCAUGCCAAGUGUGUCGAUAAAUGGCUUAAGGCAAAUCGUACCUGCCCCAUCUGCAGAGCUGAUGCUUCAGAAGUACAUCGUGAUUCAGAAUGACCAGUCUAAGAGCACAAUUCUACUUUGGGUGUUCCUAGUCACAUGUGUAUAUAUAUAUCUAUAUGAACUCUCCAUUGAACUUAA
Gekko japonicus is the source of this 1602-nucleotide messenger RNA. RefSeq names its product ring finger protein 38 (gene RNF38). The coding region runs from base 223 to 1518 and encodes 431 amino acids. The transcript is spliced from 11 exons. The record is from RefSeq and is a predicted model, not a curated record. NCBI's taxonomy places the organism in Eukaryota, Metazoa, Chordata, Lepidosauria, Squamata, Gekkonidae.